GCCUACUGUCAGAAUGGUGUUCUCCUUCAAACCGCCUGGCAUAGAUCAUCAUCAGGAAUUGUAAUAUUAGGGUGUAAAUGUAUAUAAGAUCGAUAGCAACGCCGCAUCACUCCAAGUCCAAGUCCACGUUCAACCUCAACCCCAGCUCUUUCAAUCGUCCUCCCCAUCCGCCUCCAAAUCGUCUGACAAGUCGCAUGUAUACAUCUGCAACGAUACAUCACCAGAGCCUCGUCAUCCGGGGUGAUGCCAGCAGAUUGGAAAUCCGCUUGUCCGUGGCGAACAAAGCCACAGAAGAUAGCCCUGUAGGCGGGCAUAAGCCAUUUGAUACUACUCGUCUCCGGAAUUGUCGAAAGCGUUUGAACCAUGUCCAUGAAGACUUCAAGGGCGUAAACCAAAUAGCCAUGAUACGCGUAAGUUUGCACCAAACCAAUAUACUCAAUAGCCAUUUGAACGGGCUCGUUAUGGGUAGGAUCUUCAACACCCGAGUGCUUGAGGAUAGUAUACAUCGCAUCUGCGACGUCUUUGCGGCCUAGGCGAUUAUAUGUGAAGAGCAGGGCAUUGACUCCUUCGAUGCCAAGCUCGAACCCGCUUCGUUGCACUUGGUCGUAAGCCAUACGAACAGUUGUCAGGUCGCCCUUGCGACAGUGAAAAUUCAUCAAACUGAGCAAGGUUGUACGGUUGGGUUUUAAUCCGGAAGAGCGGAGAAGAGCCGACGCUUUGCGAAUAGAUGGUUCGUGCUUGGUGCGGCCGGCAAUGUUAAGCAACGUAGUGUACGUGAUGAUGUCCGGCAUUAGAGCGUCGGAUGUGUCAGGACGGGUUCCAUCCUGAGGAGACGCGACACCGUACAUCUCCCUGGACAAACUACUUCCUGGAGGUUUUCCUGAAACCAUGUCACAGUAGACAUUGAACGCGGUCUGGUAAUCUAUUUGUCUUGCCUUGCGCCAUCCCUUUCCUGCAAAAUCUAUGAGGGCAUUCCACUCCCAAAGUUGUACUCGACCACCUGUCUGAUGGAGUAUG
Molecule: messenger RNA, 1017 nt
Organism: Somion occarium
Lineage: Eukaryota; Fungi; Basidiomycota; Agaricomycetes; Polyporales; Cerrenaceae
Source: the annotation of a GenBank genome assembly